Stegostoma tigrinum is the source of this 486-nucleotide messenger RNA. It is a transcript of the gene ndufa6, whose product is annotated as NADH:ubiquinone oxidoreductase subunit A6. Lineage: Eukaryota; Metazoa; Chordata; Chondrichthyes; Orectolobiformes; Stegostomatidae. The record is from RefSeq and is a predicted model, not a curated record. Gene Ontology annotation, biological process: response to oxidative stress. The coding region runs from base 39 to 428 and encodes 129 amino acids. The transcript is spliced from 3 exons.
GGACCAAUCAGCAAACAGGCGGGUCGGACGGGGUGAAGAUGGCGGCGACGGCGGCCGGGGCCGGCCGUGUGAUGGGUACCGUCAAGGUGGUGAAACCGUUUAUGUCACGGAAUCAGAGCGAAGCUAAACGCCGGGUGCGAGAGCUUUAUCGAGCCUGGUACCGGGAGGUGCCCAACACCAUACAGAAGUUCCACCUGGAUAUCUCAGUAAAACAGGGACGAGAUAAGGUGCGGGAAAUGUUCAUGAAAAACGCCCAUGUCACUGACCCCCGGAUUAUCGACCUGCUGGUGAUAAAGGGUAAACUGGAUCUUGAAGAAACUAUAAAAGUUUGGAAGCAGCGGACACACAUCAUGCGUUACUUCCAUGAGACAGAAACACCCCGACCCACAGAUUUCCUAUCCAGAUUCUACACUGGGCAUGAUGUGUGAAUUGUAAAAUAAAUGUAUUCAGAAAUAAUUAAGAAAUAAAAUGGAUUUAAUAGUCUAA